UAUACAAAGCUGAGUUAAUAAUGACUUGUUUGGACUUUCCUUCAUUAACAUAACAAACCGUCCGUUCUCUCUCUCUCUCUCUCUAAAUCCCAAAUUAUAUUAUUUCUCUUCUCUCUAAUCUAUAUCGCCGGCCACAAAACAAAAUCCAAACGAACAAAAGAUAACAACAACACUGUUUAAUAUUAUUUCUGAUAAUAUUAAACGACAAUAAUAAUUAAGAUUAGAGGAAUUCGUGUGUGUUGUUUCUAUCUUUUGUUCAAUUAAGAUUAUUUAUUAAACAAUACAUACUUUAAUUGUUUAAUAAAUAAUCAUUCUUCACCGAUUCGAUGGUGGCCAGAGGCGUACCGGAAGAAGCGGUUAUGGCCGUCGUCGUCGCCGCCCUUGACUUCACCGAAACAUCCAACUGGUGGCGAGACAUCAACGCCUCUCCUCUCUGGCAGGACCGUACCUUCCAUCUCCUCUCCGUUCUCUACGGAAUCGUAGCCGCCAUCGCUCUCGUUCAACUUGUUAGAAUACAAUUGAGAGUACCUGAAUAUGGUUGGACCACGCAGAAGGUCUUUCAUUUUCUCAAUUUUUUCGUGAAUGGGGUUAGAUGUUUUGUUUUCGUGUUCCGGCGAGAUGUGCAGAAAUUACAGCCAGAGAUUGUGCAACAUAUCUUACUUGACAUGCCAAGUCUUGCUUUCUUUACCACAUAUGCACUUUUGGUCCUCUUCUGGGCUGAGAUUUAUUAUCAGGCACGAGCUGUAUCUACUGAUGGUCUUAGACCAAGUUUCUACACGAUUAAUGCCGUGGUUUAUGUUAUUCAGAUUGCUUUGUGGUUGAUAUUAUGGUGGAAACCUGUCAGCUUAUUGGUCAUUUUAUCGAAGAUGUUCUUUGCAGGGGUGUCUUUGUUUGCAGCUCUUGGCUUUCUACUCUAUGGUGGGAGAUUAUUCUUGAUGCUACAACGCUUUCCUGUCGAAUCUAAAGGUCGUCGCAAGAAGCUACAAGAGGUUGGCUAUGUGACUACCAUAUGCUUUUCAUGUUUCCUUAUCAGAUGUGUUAUGAUGUGCUUUAAUGCUUUUGAUAAAGCGGCUGACCUUGAUGUCUUGGACCAUCCUAUUCUAAACCUUAUAUAUUACUUGUUGGUGGAAAUAUUGCCUUCUUCUUUGGUCCUUUUCAUUUUGAGGAAGCUACCACCUAAGCGGGGCAUCACACAAUAUCACCCAAUUCGCUGAAAAGAUUAUGGCGAAAACUAAGAGGAGGCAUCAUUAUAAAUUUUUCUGUUGGAUGUUUCUGCACUCCAAAGAUAAUUUCCAGAGGACAGAGAAGUCAAUCUUUUGUAUCGAGUGAGAAAGCUAAUAUCUUGGUUUUGAAGUUCUCCUUUAUAAGAUUUGUAGCUUAUGAAAAAGUGACAUUUGAUGGAUUGUCAAACGUGUUGGCUAUGUUAUGUAUAAUAAGAUAUAUAUUUGCAUUGUCUAUGGGAAAACAACUCAGGUUCAGCAGUUCAACACAUCAAGCAAACUUUUUUGGGAAAACGGGACACUGAUAUAUUUGUAAAAUAGUUUUGAAGUUUCAAUCUCUGUAACUGUUGCAAGUAUUUUUAAGCCUCAAUCUAAAUAUUUCAUUCAA
Molecule: messenger RNA, 1608 nt
Organism: Trifolium pratense (red clover)
Lineage: Eukaryota; Viridiplantae; Streptophyta; Magnoliopsida; Fabales; Fabaceae
Product: tobamovirus multiplication protein 3
Exons: 11
Coding region: 327-1214 (295 amino acids)
Source: RefSeq, a predicted model, not a curated record